This is a messenger RNA of Cavenderia fasciculata, 279 nucleotides long. RefSeq lists its product as uncharacterized. The transcript has 2 exons. The record is from RefSeq and is a predicted model, not a curated record. Bases 1 to 279 code for a protein of 92 amino acids. Lineage: Eukaryota; Evosea; Eumycetozoa; Acytosteliales; Cavenderiaceae.
AUGUCAAAACUGUUUAAUAAAACAAAACUAGUACUAGAAAAUAGAACACCUUUAUCAAAGGAUAAGAGUUUUAGGAAUGAAAAUUUUAAUAAAACAACCAUACCUGUAGAUUUUAUUGAUCGAUCUGGUAAAUCAGAGAAACAAAUCAAAAGAGAACAAUAUAAACUGUUAAAGAAUAAGAAACCAAAAUCAAAAAUCACCUUUCAAGCCAAAGAUAGAAAUUAUUAUAAUGAUGACGAUAUUAUAGCCAAUGAUAUUAAUAUUAAUAAUGACAGUUAA